UAUUAUUAAGGCCCAUCAAAACUCACGCGUGCGUCCUCAAAUUUCUAUCAAUUAAAUCAUUAAUCAUUUUCUUUAAAGUGUUAUCCGUCGAAACAGGAGGAAUGAACCUAAAAUCUAUCAUAUGUGGCCUUUAAUUUCCUUGGUGGCCAAGUGGAGAUUUUGACAAUAUACACGUGGAGUUUUGACAUUUAAUUUUCUUAGUGGCCUGGUGGGAAAUUUUUGAUAAACACAAAGUACUCCGUACAAAACAAAUACUCUAAACAUCUUCGAUCGUGGGCGGCAUAUAUAUACUAUUCUUUUCAAUUAUGACUUGAUUUAUAACAUUUAUAAAUACACUAUAAAUAACCUAGCUUGUUUCCAUCUCUUAAUGAAAAAGCCUACGAAAUAACAAAUUCGAGUUUAUAAUUUAUAUAUUACUACGUAUUAAGAGAGAAAAAUGAAGAUGAUGAUAAUGGUAGUGAUGGGAAUGGUAUGUUUGUCAAUGACAAUAAUGCCCACAAAAGCAUUAGACAAUCCAACGGGGUUACCAAUUUGUUGGGCAAAGGUCGAUGAUUGCCUAACAAGCGCAGGUUUAGAUGCAGCAGAUCCUACUACUAACUACGCAUUGUGUUGUCCAGUAAUUAAACCGCAAGUAGCCAAUGCAACUUGUUUUUGUAGUAUCAAGGAAUAUAUUCAAGAUGUUCCUAGUGAUCAACCUGCCGUUCUUUCUUCUACAUUUGAAGUUCUUGCAAAUAGGGUUCUUGGUGAUUGUAAAUUUACCUCUAGUUUCGACGAAUUGUGCAAUGGUGUGAGUAAAACCGAGAGUGUAAGUGAAUCAAGUGAGGCGGUGCAGCACCCACAGCACCCAGGAAUGACAAAAAAUGGUGCCACCAAGAUUGAGCGAUCCGUUUAUGGAUUAGUUCCUGCUGCACUCUUUUUUUGGACGAUGAUAAUGUCAGCUUAAUUAAAACAUGGAUUAUGUAUCAUCUUAAUUGGGACGUUUGGAAUUAACUAUAUGCACUUAUCAUUACUGUUUAAGAAUCUGUUUGCUAUUGAUUUCAGUUUGUAUAAGGGAUAGUUUUAAAUUUGAAA
Messenger RNA from Spinacia oleracea (spinach), 1071 nucleotides. RefSeq lists its product as uncharacterized. NCBI's taxonomy places the organism in Eukaryota, Viridiplantae, Streptophyta, Magnoliopsida, Caryophyllales, Amaranthaceae. The transcript has 2 exons. The record is from RefSeq and is a predicted model, not a curated record. Bases 437 to 943 code for a protein of 168 amino acids.